Molecule: messenger RNA, 1078 nt
Organism: Orbicella faveolata
Lineage: Eukaryota; Metazoa; Cnidaria; Anthozoa; Scleractinia; Merulinidae
Biological process (GO): signal transduction; inflammatory response
Cellular component (GO): plasma membrane
Molecular function (GO): signaling receptor activity
Source: RefSeq, a predicted model, not a curated record
AGUUUCGUGGGUGUUAUUCUGCAAAAAAAAUAGAGGUUCGCCGCUCUUUACACCUUUAUACUGUGUAAACAAUAUACAGACAUCGCAAGUAAACAUGUACUUCAUGAUAGAGGUGUGCGUGUUAAAACGAGGUCGAUGAAAGCGCCUGGUGCCUAUAUUAAAUCUUGUAAACAUGUUUAAAAAAAAAAUUGAAACAUGGAGAAACUUCAUGCCCGCGUAAGUAAUUAGCAUUCUGCUGAUAUUUCGCCAUAUCUAAAGCGUAAAGCAAUUAGUUGCCAUAAAUUAGUAACAAAAUAACUCGAACAAUAAGGCUCAUAUUAAUGACGGUGUACAAAUUCAUGACGUUGCGUGGGAGGGCCUAUAAAAUAUAGUCAUCUGCCAGAGGGUACUAUAAGAAAAGCUUCGGCUAGUGCUCGAUCGUUAGCUCGGGGCUAGAAUUGAAAACAUGAAAAUUUCUCAUUACCCCCGGAAGAACUUCCACCUUUUUUUGGUGAAAUACCUUUUGCUGAGUUCUUUGUCUCUUCUUAUGACACAAGGUUCCCUGGAAAUAAAAUGGGGCACGAGUUCACCGAAUAAAAUAUUUGAAGGCAAACUAAUGAACCUGGGAUGCCAUUUCUCGGGAUGGCCUCUCCCUCACGAGGUCCAUUGGUACAAGGAUGGAGAACUAAUCACAAACGGAACAGAAGGUAUUUAUCACUCAGAGGACGAGAAAGAGCAGAAUGGAGAGACAACUCUCCGGAGCACACUUCAUCUUCCGUCGGGACAUGAGGAGCAGGAAGGAUUCUACAAUUGCAGUGCAAGCAACAGUAUUCGAAGCACCUCUUAUGAGAUACAGAUGAUAUAUCAAUGUAACUAAAACUAUUUAUUUCUUGCAAAGUUAACAAUGUUUCUCGUCAAUAACAAUCUCGCUAUUAUCUCCUGACUGGGUCUCUGAAGGAGCAGCAUAAAUUUUCAAAUUUUGUAAUUCAAGUACGCCGAUAGCCUCGAAGCCUGAACUUCCAACUAAAGGUGACCAAAUGAUAGGAAGGGACAAUGAAAUAGUGUUUAAUAAAGAUUUAUUUUCAUUCAAGAUAAAGCA